UUCUAGGAUUCAAAUUCCUAACAGACCUAACUCAGCAACACAGAAACAAAUUAUGAGUUAUAUCAAGGAAUCCUAUGAAAAUGUCUACAAAGAGGAAUCUAUUGACAAGGAGGCAGCCCAGCAGCUUACUAAGAACUUAGCACAGGUCUCUUCCGAGCAGAAUCUUGCCCUAACAAAACCUAUCUCAGCAGAGGAAGUAAGUCAAGUAAUUGACAAACUUUCAAACAAUAAAACAUCAGGACUAGAUGGGCUUACAUAUGAAUUUUUUAAAGACACUAAAGAAAUCAUUGUGCCAAAACUGGCAGAUUU
Racocetra fulgida is the source of this 309-nucleotide messenger RNA. Lineage: Eukaryota; Fungi; Glomeromycota; Glomeromycetes; Diversisporales; Gigasporaceae. The record is from the annotation of a GenBank genome assembly.